Messenger RNA from Microthlaspi erraticum, 1539 nucleotides. NCBI's taxonomy places the organism in Eukaryota, Viridiplantae, Streptophyta, Magnoliopsida, Brassicales, Brassicaceae. The record is from the annotation of a GenBank genome assembly.
AUGGGUAAAACCGAGGAUGAUGGCAACCUCCGCGCCGGCGACGAACCUGUCGGCGAUUUGACGGAGAGGAAUGCUAAGUGUGGCUGUUGCGAAUGGAUCUCGGGUUUCUUCGGGUGCAAAUGUUUCUUCGUGCUGCUUCUCACCGUCUCCUUGUUUCUUUCGGCUUUGUUUUUGCUGCUUCCGUUUCCAAUGGAUCGAGAGGAUUCGAAUCUCGAUCCCAGAUUUAGAGGUCAUGCUAUAGUAGCCAGUUUUAGCGUCAAUAGACCGGCUUCAUUUCUUAAUGAAAAUAUCUUGCAGCUUAAGAGUGACAUCUUUCAAGAGAUGAGCUACAUUUCCAUCGAUGUAAAUAUCCUGGCUAUUGAACCGUCAGAUGGACUAAACAUGACAAAGGUUGUGUUUGGAAUUGACCAUGAUACUGCAUACCGAGAGAUAUUGCCUCUGUCCUUGAGUACUAUCAAAGAGAUGUUCGAAUCAGUGCUCAUAAAUCAAUCCACUCUCCAGCUUACGAAACCUCUGUUUGGGGAAACCUUCCUCUUCGAAGUGCUUAAGUUUCCAGGAGGAAUCACUGUGAUUCCACCGCAAAGUGCUUUCCCUCUGCAGAAAUUCAAGAUUGUUUUCAACUUUACCCUAAACUACUCUAUACAGCAGAUACAGAUAAACUUCAAUACCCUUGCCAGUCAACUUAAAAAUGGCCUCAAUCUUGCUCCAUACGAGAAUUUGUAUGUAAGUUUAUCAAACUCAGAGGGGUCUACAGUGUCUCCUCCCACAACUGUCCACUCAUCGGUUGUGCUAAGAGUUGGGGCUUCAGAUUCAGGUCCAAGGUUGAAACAACUGACUGAUACCAUCACAGGUUCACGCUCGAAAAAUCUCGGACUGAACAACACUAUAUUUGGUAAGGUCAAGCAAGUUCGUCUCUCCUCUUUUUUGCCAAACAGCACUGAUAAUAGCACCAAGCCUCCAUCACCCUCACCUCCUCCCCAUUCCAACCACCACCACCACCAUCAUCACCAUCACCACCACCACCACCACCACAACCAUCAUCAUCACCACCACCAUCACCAACAUCAUCUUAGCCCGAGUAUGGCUCCCAAGAUUUCACCUGUAGCCUCUCCUGUUCCUCAGAGAAGCCAUAGACGAGCUCCAGCGGCACCUCCACCCUGCAAGUCAGGGAACAGAAGAGGACAAAGAGUAGACUUCAAGGAUAAACACGUGCAUUUCUCAUCUACGCCUUCUCCCGCUCCUUCUCCUUCCCCUGCAUCACAUCGUUCUCCUCGCUAUUCUCCACGGCCACCACAUCAUCAGCUGCACUCACCAGCCCCAAAACCUGGAUCCAAGUCUCGUAUAGUUCCAGUCUCUGCUCCUCUUCCACAUGUAGUUUUUGCCCAUGCAGCUCCACCUCCCAAAACAAAACCAAGUGAACCGCCGCAUGAAAACGAAGUUGCUUAUCCUCAACAGCAGUCCUCUUCAUCUGAUUUGGUUUUGCCAGCUACGACAUGGAUUGUCUUACUCAUGCUGAUAGUGGCCGGGCUUCAUCAAUAA